This is a messenger RNA of Plasmodium vinckei vinckei, 1899 nucleotides long. Its product is annotated as conserved Plasmodium protein, unknown function. Bases 1 to 1899 code for a protein of 632 amino acids. The record is from RefSeq and is a predicted model, not a curated record. Lineage: Eukaryota; Apicomplexa; Aconoidasida; Haemosporida; Plasmodiidae. The transcript has a single exon.
AUGAAAAAGUUUAAUUUUAUGUUUAAACUAUAUCAUGGACGUACAGAAUGUAGUGGUAGUACCCGCUUUAGCGGAAAUGAAAAUUAUAUAAAAUUAAAAAAAAUAUCUUAUGAUUUUUAUAAAGGUAGUAAAAUUAAUUUAUCAAAUGAAAGUAAUUAUGAAUAUGCAAUAAAAAUAAGUCAAACUGUUUCAAACUUUUAUAAAAAUAAAAUAUAUAAUAAUCAAAGUUAUAUACUAAUUUUUAAAGGACUCAUGAAUGUAUUAUUAAAAAUGAAAGAAAAAAAAAAAGUAGAAAAAGAAAAAGAAAAAAAACUAUUAAACAUCAUGAACAUAUUUGUAUUAUAUUUUAAAGACCAUAUAAAUAUUAUGAAUGAGCAAGAUGUAACAUUAUUAUUAGACACUAAUGGAAAAUGCAAUAUUAAUAAUAAAAUAAUAAACAAAUUAAUAAUUAAUAGGUUUGAUAAAAAUAAUAAUAAUAAUACAUUAUUUUAUAAGUUAAAUCCAAAAAGUGUUUGUAUUAUUUUAAAUAAUUUAUACAAACUUAGUAACAUAACAAACAUAAAUAUUGUUCAAGAUAUAUAUAACUAUUACAUUGUUAGCAAAUAUUAUAAUUACACCUUAAAACAACUUAUAAUUAUUUUACACUCCUUAAAUAAAUAUAACUUUCAAAGAUCUCAACUUAUAUAUAUGUUAAAUUAUAUAUCAUCAGAACUUUUAAAAUUGUAUGACCCUCCUUUUAAACCUAAUGAAAAUACAUUUAAACAUAAACAUUCAACAAAUUUGACUACACCUAAUACCCAUGUCAAACAUGAUACUACUACAAAUUCGAAAGAAAACCAAACACAUCAAGAUAAUAAUAAACAUAAAGAAAGUACCAAUAAUUUUACUUCACUUUUUUCUAAGAAUAAUAAAUAUGAAGUUAUUUUAUUAUAUGCCCUAAGCUGUUACAACUAUUGUAAUAAUAAUAUUAUCAACAUUUUAAUCAGACAAACAAAAAAUAAAAUCAUGACAACAUACAAUGAAAAAGAAAUAUGUAUGCUAAUUAAUUCGAUUUCUAAUUUUUUUGUUUUAAAAAAAAAUAAACAUUUUGAUAAACAUGCAAUAGGAGAAGACAAUUUUAUAAAUGACAAAAACAAAUUAUACAUGUCAAAUUUAAUUAAUAAUAUUAUUAAAUAUGAUCAAAUAUUUAAUUAUUAUUCCCAUUUUAGUAUCAUAUCUAUUUAUAUCUUUUUAUCAAAACUAAAUUAUUUUAAUUCUUAUAAAAAUAAACAAAUACAUGACAAAUUCACAAAUAAAAUAUUCUACAACACCACAAGUAAUAAUAAUUAUAUAAAGGAAGAAGAAAAAGAUGAAAAAAAAAUUCCUUAUUUUUUCCUUACUAAUAAUAAAGAUAUUACUGUAAAGACAUUAAUAAAUUUAUUAUUUUCUUUAUCUUUAAAUAAUAUAACUUGUCAUAAAUAUUAUAAUUUUGUUUUACACUAUUUUUAUUUAUUAACAAAAGAUUAUAUAACCCCCUUUAAUAAUAAACCAGAACAAAUUAAUUAUGAUAUAAAUAAGUUUAUUCAAUUUUUGUCAGUCCAAAAUAUACAACUACUUUGUAUUACAUACACAUAUUUGUUUGUAAAUAAUAUUCUAUUUAAAUUAAAUAUAAUUAAUUGUCAUUUAUUUUUAUUUCUUAUAAAUAAUUUUAAUUAUAUAAAUUCAAUGUAUCUAUCUCAGCAUGUGUCAUCAAAAAUACACAGUGAAAUAAAUGCAGUACUUACUACCUUAAAAAAAUCAAAACACAAUAAUUUGAAUAAUUAUAAACCUUCUGAGGAAAUACCAACCCAACAAAUAUUACACACUAAUGAAUGUUUUAUUUUUCCAUAUUAUAUAGAUAUAUAUUUGCGCCCAAUAUAA